Molecule: messenger RNA, 864 nt
Organism: Mesorhabditis belari
Lineage: Eukaryota; Metazoa; Nematoda; Chromadorea; Rhabditida; Rhabditidae
Source: the annotation of a GenBank genome assembly
AUGGCACUCCAAAAACUCUCAAAUGGUCAACUGACUGAACAGAGUAUUCAGAGCCUCUGUCACUUACUGGCCGAAGAGCUCUCGUUAGCUGAAAACAUUUCGAGAAAAGAAACCGAUUUUCAGAAAUUUCAAGAGGUUCAUUUUGAACCAAAACAGAGAAUCAAAAAUCUCCGAAAAAAGAUUCACUCUUUGGCGGCCGAGUCCCGCGAUGUCACAAAAGGAAUGAUUAUGACGAGAAGGAAUCAAAACCAGAUGAUCGCUCAAAAUAGAAACAUGUCAUUUGAAAGCUCAGAGAAUUUGACGUCUUUGUACGCUAUGAUGUCCAGAAAGAUUAGAGAUGAAGUUUUUAAACAGUUAAAAGAAAAUGAAUCACAAAAUUUCUAUGAAGAUCUCGACAAUUUCUACGCAGAAGAGCUGCAGUGGAGAAAUGAGCAAAAUCGGGAAAUGAUUGGGGAAUUUCGAGAAAGGGAAGCUCAAGCGAAAGCGAGUCUCUUCGAGGCGAAUGUCGAACUCUCGAAUCAGCAGCUUGUCGUCGAUGAUCUCAACUUUCGAAUGAAAAACGAUGAAAAAGUCAAAAAUCGGUUGAGAGAAGAAAUUGGAAAUCUUCGAGGAAAUUUACGGGAUCUCUUGAAAGAAAAAGCUGAGUUUGAGGAAGACAAACGAAAUAUUGAGAUAAUAAAAGGUCAAUUUCGACUACAGAAAGAAAUCAAUGAAAUGAUUUGGGCAGAGUUUUUACGGUUAGAAGAAGAACGCGAUUUCCUCCAUGAUUCUUUAACAAAAAGUCUUGAAAAGAUGCAAGAGAUGAAUCUGGAGAAAAUCGAAAAUUUCGACGAAACUUUGAGAAAAGUUGAGCUCGAUUUUGGG